AUGGACGAUUUUGACGCAGCCCCCCGCUCCUCCAAGCGACGCCGAACGGGAACAUAUGCCACGAGAAGGCGGACGCUGGCAUCAUCGCCUCCGAACUUCGUCGACAAGACACAAAAAGAGACCAGGGUGGCCAAGUCAAACAGCGAGCGGAGAACAGGCUCGAAACAGAAGGGUUGGUCUACCGAGGGUGAACAAUCUAUAGCUGUUGACAAAGAAGAGACGGUUGAGCAAGAGGAUGAGGAAUCUGCUGCCGAGGACACCCCGCGAAGGAGCAGUGACCGGAGAAGAAACAAGGCAAUAAUAGAUGGUGUUGCGGAUCCAGUCUCGGAUGCGCCCACCCACAACGCAACACGUGUGGAAAUCAUUGAUCCCAGUGUACGGGAUGGCAGAGAACAUUCGUAUGAUGAGCCUGGCGCCCCUGGACCGGACGACGGACACGGUGACGAGGACAGCACGGCGAGACCACGAUCGAGCAAUCGUAUAAGACGACCAUCUCGACGGCUCGAAUUAGCUAACGCAGAACCGGCAUUACCAAGUUCUAAACGACGGAAAAAGUCUGAUGGGAAACCCCCGGUCGAUUCCAUAUCAACACAGCCAGUCUCUGUCACCGCCGCAUCCACUCUCCUGUCGCCACAACCAAAAGGGAUACUGACCCCCUCACGGCGUGGUCGUGGUGGUAGGCCCGGGCCACGCAAAUCGGUGGCUUUUGAGGGCACCGUGGACGACGAUCAGAGGCAGAUUGAAGAGCAACUCGGCUUCAAGGACAUCGCCCUCUCGACCAAGAAGGCCGGAAAGAGGCGGUCAAGGGAUGCCGACAGCACCGAAGUGGUGGACCCAGCACAAGACCGGGAAGGUCUUGAGGAUGCAGGCGCACCUCUAGUAGACGAAGAUGCUGAAGAUGAUGCAUCCCUUCUGGACGAGCCGUUUGAAAUCAACGACAUCAUCUCAGGCUUCCAUGUCUCAGACGUUCCUCCACCAGGAAAUGGCCCUUCCUAUCCCCCCGAAGACGAAGAUCCACAACUCACAAAUGUCAAACUCCAGAUCUUGUCUCGUAUCACAGACACCCACAGUGGGGGUCUCUCUUUCUCACCCUCGCCUGUCCCCUCCCAUCUGCAGACCCAGUAUACAACUCUCCAUGCCCUCCUCACGGCGACGGUGGCGUCUGGCGAAUCCAAUUCUCUCCUCCUCCUUGGUUCUCGUGGCAGCGGGAAAUCCCUCCUCAUCCGACACGCCCUGAGCAACUUGGCAAAGACCCAUGGCGACGAUUUCCACGUUGUCAAGCUGAACGGGUUCUUCCAGACUGACGACAAACUGGCGCUGAGGGAAAUAUGGCGCCAGCUAGGGAGGGAGAUGGCCGUCCCCGAGGACGAGACGGGAGAAGUGAGCAGUUAUGCCGACACGAUGGCGAGUCUGUUGAGUCUGUUAAGUCACCCGGAGGAGCUGGCCGCCGACCCGGACGCCAUGGCUCUUGAUGACGACAACAACAACAACAAUAACGGCACGGCGGAAAGAAACACUCAAGGUAGAGUAAACCAUGCGUCGAAAAGUGUCAUCUUCGUCCUUGACGAGUUCGACCUCUUCACCACCCACCCGCGGCAAACGCUGCUCUACAACCUCUUCGAUAUCGCCCAGGCGAGGAAAGCCCCCAUCGCAGUGAUCGGCUGCUCCACGCGCAUGGACGUCGUCGACUGCCUGGAGAAACGGGUCAAGAGUCGCUUCAGCCACCGCUGGCUACACAUCCCCAGCGUGAAGAGCCUCGUUGCCUUUGAGGAGGUGGUCCGGGGUGUCCUGUGCUUGCCAGUCGAGGGGAAGGACGCCCUGGGUGCCACAAAGGAGGAGCUCGGUUGCAGACGGAGAUGGAAUGAAUACAUCAAGACUCAGUUCCUCCCUGCGUCAUCCACACAAGCAGUGAUGAAGAAAAUCUUCUACGGCACGAAAUCCAUUCCGGACAUGCUGGUGACGUUACACAUGCCCAUUGCUACCCUAUCUCUCCCUGCGGAAAAUGGAGUCGACGGCGGUGACCUUUCCAAAUCCCGCCCACCCAUCAUCGCCGACACAACAAGCUCGCCGCCAUCAUUGCUGGACCUCCUCCCGCAUCUGCCCAUCCUUCAUUUAUCCCUCCUCGUCUCAGCCGCACGUCUGGAGACGAUCUACGACGUCAUGGCCGCGAACUUCACGCUCGUGCACAAACAGUAUACCGAGCUGCUCACUCGUUCCAAGCUUCAACGCUCGUCGUCGUUCUCGUUCUCGAAAGCUGGUGCCAUAACGGGCACAGGUCUGAGAUCGUGGAGUAGGGACACAGCGAGAGCGGCGUGGGAGGAUCUGGCGCAAUGGCAGUUCAUUGUGCCGCAUUCGGGGGUGGGCAGCGCCAGUGGGGCAGGAAGGCUAGGCGACGAAGGGGUAGGAGGCGAUGGUAUAACGAGUAAAAUGUUCAGGGUGGACGUGACUCUUGAUGAGAUUGCGUGGGCGAUCAAGAAAAAGUUUGAUGCCGCCUCUACCGGGGAAACUUUGAUGAAAUGGUGUAAAGAGGUCUAA
Molecule: messenger RNA, 2535 nt
Organism: Fonsecaea erecta
Lineage: Eukaryota; Fungi; Ascomycota; Eurotiomycetes; Chaetothyriales; Herpotrichiellaceae
Exons: 2
Coding region: 1-2535 (844 amino acids)
Biological process (GO): DNA replication initiation; DNA replication
Cellular component (GO): nucleus; nuclear origin of replication recognition complex
Molecular function (GO): DNA replication origin binding
Source: RefSeq, a predicted model, not a curated record